UCCCAUCCUCACCCCGCCUCCCGCUUCCCCGGCGCUAGCCUCCGCCGGCGGAGCCCACUAUGCCAGACACUUUCGACACUUUGCAAAGACAAAGAGCCCUAGACCGGAGGGAGGAGAGAGGAGGAGGCAGAAGAGGAGGUAGAAGAGGACCCGGAGGUGUGAGCUGGCCGGGACUUGACUGUGAUGAACUGAAAAUGCCUUCAAGAAGGAACUGGCACCUGCCGGGGCUGUGCUGAGAACGGUGCAGAGCUGUGCAGCCGGACAGUUGUAUCUGUGAGCCAGAGGCAGGCAGUGGCUCAGCCUCCUGAGACGAAGACACUGGGUCUCAGAGAGGUCAAGGAACUCCUCUGAUGUGGUGGCACCGCAGAUGCUCAUCAACCUCUGUACCUUCUCUGAGAUGUCCUUUAAGUUCCCAUCCCUGGUGACAGCCUGGGAAGCACAAAGCUCUCAUUAAGGAUUGUCUCAAACCGCACUUUCUGGAGGAGGGCGGCCAAGCAGCGGCCCCACAUCCUGCACCGAGACCUUUUCCUCAGGUCCUCCGGGGGUUCACGCAGGCUGAGGAUUAAACCUUGAUCCCUUUUGCGUGGGGGAGAACAUUGCUCUUCCCAGGUUUCAUUGACGUCAUCAAGCCACAUUUUCGACUUUGCUUGGGGUUGCAAAAGAGGUAGACCACGCUGUUUACCAAAAGGAAGACACUACAGCCGCGACUGCACCUCACGGACUACCCUCGUGUGCCACACGGAGAUAUCCAGAGCACAGGCCUAGGCGUGUCUCCAACAGACUGAAGUUUUCCCUAGCUGCCUCAGAGGCCUCCCCUUCCUGCUACCUGCUCCUGUGCCUCUGGGAUCUCCUCAGCUCCAGGCAGGGUCUCCUCUCUGCCACCCUCCCAAUAACACAGAAGGCCCAGCAAAGGGUUGGAGAUUAUUAUGAACAUGAGGAAGAGGACCCUCAAGUGGCUCACCUUCCUCCUGCUUCUCGUCUUCCUCACAUCCUUUGUCCUGAACUACUCAAGCACGGGACUGCACGCUGCCUGGUUCUCCAAGCAGAUGGUCCUGGGGUUCUCAGACAACUUGCGCAAGUUCAUCAAGGCCCAGCCGUGCACCUGCACACACUGCAUCAGCCAGGGCAAGGUCUCCUACUGGUUCGACCAGCGCUUCAACAAGACCAUGCAGCCGCUGCUGACAGCUCGCAAUGCUCUAAUGGACGAGGACACGUACCAGUGGUGGCUGAGGCUCCAGCGGGAGAGGAAACCUAACAACCUGAGUGACACUAUCAAGGAACUGUUUCGUGUGGUGCCUGGGAAUGUGGACCCCGCGCUGGACAAGAGGUUGGUGGGUUGCCGACGCUGUGCAGUCGUGGGGAACUCCGGGAACCUGAAGGACUCCUCGUAUGGGCCCGACAUUGACAGCCAUGACUUUGUGGUGAGGAUGAACAGGGCACCCACCGUGGGCUUUGAGGCAGAUGUUGGGAGCAGGACCACCCACCAUCUUGUAUAUCCUGAGAGCUUCCGGGAGCUGGGAGAGAAUGUCAGCAUGGUCCUGGUCCCCUUCAAGAUCACCGACCUGCAGUGGGUGGUCAGUGCCACCACCACAGGCACCAUAACUCACACCUACGUCCCGGUGCCCCCGAAGAUCAAAGUGAAACAGGAGAAGAUCCUGAUCUACCACCCAGCCUUCAUCAAGUAUGUCUUUGACAACUGGCUUCAGGGGCAUGGGCGGUACCCAUCAACCGGCAUCCUCUCCGUCAUCUUCUCCAUUCAUGUCUGUGAUGAGGUGGACUUGUAUGGCUUCGGUGCAGACAGCAAAGGCAAUUGGCACCAUUACUGGGAAAACAACCCAUCUGCAGGCGCAUUCCGAAAGACGGGGGUGCAUGAUGCUGACUUCGAGUACAAUGUCACAACCACCCUGGCAGCCAUCAACAAGAUUCGCAUCUUCAAGGGGAGAUGACGCUGCGACCCACUAAGGACGGACACACCACGUCUCACCUCUCAACUUGCAGCCCCAGCAUCGCACUGGAGCCGUUCUGUUCUGGAAGCUUCCAGGGCUGAACUUGGGGUGUUCCCAGGCUUGCUGGCAGCCUCUUGCACCCUCAUUUUGGUAGCAUCUAUUUAGCAAUGUUGUCCAACUCUCCCAGGGUACAGAGCAAGUCUCAGGCCUGUCCAAAGUGGGAGCACUUCCCCAACUGCUGUCUCCUAGCUGGAGGAAAGUGGGAAGAUACUGGGAACAGUCUAACAUCCAAAUAAUGACAGUUAUUUUGACUUCUGGGGUGGGGGUGGGGAAAAUUAAAUCCUGAAGAUUCCUAUGUUCAGAAAAGUGGGCAUUUCCUGGAAGUCAUUUAGAGGCUGACACUGAACUGUGGGCCUCAAGCUCAACUCAGACUCUGGCUGGGAUGUUUGUGACGGUUAUCUCCAGAGCAGAGCCCCAACUGGGCUCCACCAGCACUGGGACAAGAUACUGUUCUCCUUUGCAUGAAGCCCGGCCUGUCACAUGAUAUGACAUCCCCAUUGUCCCUUUCUUCCAAAAGCUCACUAAUGAUGGCUGGGCAAAGCUUCUGAUUCCAGAGGUCUUCCAUAGAAACCUCGCCAUGUGUUACUGGCGGGUGGGAAGCCCUCUUCACCAUCCUGUGUGAUUAUCCUCCAUGGUGAUACGGAUGGCCGGAGCAGGUCUGACUACUUCCACGUGCCUUUGAACUUGAGGAAGAAAUGCAUGCAUUGGCUGACGUGAAGCAAAAUCCCCAACUGGAAAAGGGGGACCUCCACCAGCACCCCGCUUUGCUGCAUAACUCAGAGUCUCUUUCCAGAUGGUACUCUGCACCACUCAGAGUGUGCCAAGCAUGGGAUGGGUGCUCACUUCUAUUCCCUCAGACUGCUGGGUUCGGGACCACUAACAACCAGCAUCCUCCCCUAGGUCCUGAACACUGGGCUAAGUCCCUAGUAGCCCCCCCUUCCUGGAGUCCUUGGGGUCCCAGUGGGGACAUCCUAGGACCACAGCUGAAAUGCAUGUACCUCUUCUCCUCACUCCCGUCUGUUCUCCCCUUCUUCCUUCCCUCUACAGACUUCAUGUUAUUUAUUGAUUUGUUAAUUUAGCUGACCCCCGUGCACACUCUUUCCCAUUGCUGCUCACAAUAUUUUUCUUGCUUUGCCUGGCAAGUGGAAGCAGGAAUAGAAAGGGAAGCCUCUGAGCAUCCUGGAUGUGUGUGUUGAGACAUCUGGACUCGGGGCUUGCUGGUGGCAGAUCCUGUGACGCUGAUGAUCCUUUAUACAAUCCAUGUCACCUCCCUUUCGGGUACAGCUGACUUGCCUUCUUCCUUACUGCAGAAGGGACUCCCUCAGGCUGGGACCUCCGGCCUCACUGAUGACUCCUUGGUGAGGGAAUUGAGACGAGGGUGAACAGGCACUGGGUGGUAACUGUCACCUCCUUACAGAUGUUCCAUAAGAGAAACCUCUGUUUCUGUCGAAAGUAUUCGCUAAAGACCACUGCAGUUUCAUCAAGAAUAUGAGAGAGGUCUCUUGAGGCUUGGGAGAUGUCCCCCUGCUCAGGUUCCCCUCUACAAUAAGAGCUCAGGGGCCUCAAUCGGGGCCACACACAGCUUUGGGCCAUUCACAGGCAUCACCAAAGAGCAGACACCAAGAUUGCCGUUUUCCAGGAGUCUGUCCUGAGUGGCUUUGUUGUAGCUUUUGUUCAAUUCUCCAAGACUCAGAAUCCAGGUUCUUAAUGGAGGAAUAUGAUGUUCUGCUUUAGAGAAAAACAAAACAAAAAAAAGAAAACCUUUCUUUAAGAUUCUUGGCUGAAAAGGCUGAACACUUGUGAGGUCCUUGCUCUGGAAAGGCAUCCUCAGAGGUCCAAGUGUGAGUAACUCAGCAGACUUGGUCUGUGCGUCAGUGGGUCAGUACCUGGGACAAGUCAGAAUUAGUGGACAUUGACGUAGGGGUGACGUACCUGGGUUCUACUGCGUGAGAGCAAGUGCCUGCCUUAAGUGUAGCCAUUUCUAGUCUCCAUCUGGCCCCUCCCACUACCCCCCCCCCCACCGCCCUGCCUCCCUUCCUUCCUCUUCCCCUCCCUCUUGUCCAGUCAAGGAGCCAGCAUUUCUCUUGCCCAUAACCCUCAGCCUUCCCCUGUGCUUCGCUCGCUGGCUUAGCAAUGGGCUCUUAACUGAAUAAAAUACAGUCCACUGUGGCCAGAAUUAAGUGCACCAAUUGGUUUAAGGUAAUUGUAGCUUUCCUUGGGGUGUGGGUGGCUGAGAACAGGAAGGGCCUUUCCCAAAGAGAGUGGGCUGGCUGCUGACCACAGGGCUGGUCCUGGGCUGCAGUGCCUGAGCUGAUCAGAAAGCUGCUAAGUCCAGGGGACCAUCUCAGCAGCACCCUAGACUACUAGCCUGCAGUGAACCAAGACACUGGUGUUUCUUGUGCUGGUGGCAGGCUUCCCCUGCCUGCCCUCAGCCUCUUGGGGAGAGAGAAGCAGAUCUGUAGCCUUCAGUUCCCGGAAGAGACAAGCCAGAGAAGAAAAUCCUUACAGUGAUGCCUUAGGUUAGCUUUUAGGCAUCGGACAUCAUCAGAUAAACUGUGUGGGCGGGGCUAUCGGAACAGACCCAAGAAAGUAUAGGGUAGACUAAGGAGGCUAGCGACUGGCUGGGGCCCUGAAGGUCUGGAGAUUGCUUUGGGGCAAAGGGCAUAGAGUACAGAUGGUGCUGCAGUCCCCAGUGUGGCCACAUGGGGCUGCUAACGGCCCAUCUCACCUUCUGGGAAUAGGGCCUCCCUGUCAAAUGUGGAAAGGACCACAGUGGAUAAUUGAGAACCCAGAGGUUGGCUUUACCUGUGCCCUUCAAAGUAGCCCCAACAUGCAGAGCGAGAGAGGCCCUGGGUGCCCACUCUUCUCCAGAGAAUAGAGUGGCAGCUGCAUGCCCUCAGGGAGCUGGCAGCUAAAGCCAUGGCUUCCGUCCUCGUUACCUGAGGUGAGAAAGAUGUGGCCUUGGCUGCUCGGUCACCAUGGCCUGGCUAGUGAAUUUUGAGAUGACGGCAGCUUUCUUCUUGUUUGUCACGCUCUCCUGUGCCCCGGGUGCUACCCAAUACCUGUAAGAAAAACAGAGGGUGAGGAGAGAUGGCAGAGAUCGUCAGAGCAGCGGCUCAUGCCUUCAGCCUCAGAAUAGAGUAACGGUGUGGUGACCCAAACAGCAUGUGGCCUCAGCCAGGUCCAGCCUCCAGCCUGCUUCCACUAAGGGAGGACCCCACCGUCACCUCUCCAACCUCUCUGCUCCCUUAGCUUUUACCUCGGCUCCUCCUGCCCAGGGUCUGCCCCAUGGCGUCAGCUUUAACCCUUUCUCCAGAGCCUCAUCUGGAUCUUGUUCGCCCUUCUAGGUGGACGUGGGUCCCCCCCUGCACCCCUAGACCCCCCCCCACGCACAAUCACUUUAGCCCUUUUCCUAGAACCUCACCUGCGCCUUGCUCAGCUCACUCUAGUAGGUGGAUGCGGGUGCCCCCCUGCACCCCCAGACCCCCUGCACAAUCACUUUAGCCCUUUCCCAAGGCCCCUUCAGAACCAAAGUUCUCCAAGCACUUUCGCUCCCACAAGCUUUCCCUUCCUUGCUUCCUGUGGCCCAGUGUCACCCAUUAAUACUUUGCUUUCUUUCUCGUGCCUCCGUCUUGUAAUCCUCCUGAUUGGUCUGAAUGCAUUUCCAAGGACGUUAGCAAGUCUGCCUUCCCCGGCCCCUGCUCUGUUUUAUUUAUUGUUGAAUGUUUCCAAUGAUCCAAAUCAAAGUGAGUAAAGAGAGCUAUUUUAUUGUU
Peromyscus californicus insignis is the source of this 5779-nucleotide messenger RNA. It is a transcript of the gene St3gal1, whose product is annotated as ST3 beta-galactoside alpha-2,3-sialyltransferase 1. The coding region runs from base 927 to 1946 and encodes 339 amino acids. The record is from RefSeq and is a predicted model, not a curated record. Lineage: Eukaryota; Metazoa; Chordata; Mammalia; Rodentia; Cricetidae. The transcript has 9 exons. Gene Ontology annotation, molecular function: beta-galactoside (CMP) alpha-2,3-sialyltransferase activity.